AUGAGAAUCACACGGUCCCUCAUGGCCAAGGGCCUAUUCGGCCGUAGCUUUGACGAGCUAGCCCGACGCUCCAGCAUAGCCUUCAACUCUGAGACGAUCAAGGGCCCCCAGUCUAACAGGCAACUCUAUGACUUCCGCUCGCGCGACUCCAUAUCAAGCUGCAUCGUCAUGUGCGACGACCUGAUCGGCGGCUUCUCCAAGAGCAACCUCGACCCCGUGGACGGAGACAAGGACGUCGGACACCCCUACGCCCGCUUCCACGGGAGCAUCUCGACCGCCCUGCCCGCCGACAAGCCGAAGAUCAAGCGCUCCGGGUACGCCGGCUUCCGCACGCCGGACCAGUCACCCACGCUCUUCGGCCGGUCCUUCUGGGACAUCGACCCCUACACCUACCUCGCCCUGCGCGUCAAGUCGGACGGUCGUUCGUACCUGGUCAACGUGCAGACGGACGGCGUCGAACCCACCGACCUGCACCAGCACCGGCUGUUCGCCAAGAACCCGGGCCACUGGGAGACCAUUUUUGUGCGGUGGAACGAUUUCGUCCGCACGAGCUACGGAUUCGUCGUCGAGCCGCAGACGGAGCUGCUCCGCCAGAAGGUCCAGACUAUCGGCAUUGGUCUGACCGACCGCGUCGAGGGCCCAUUCGACCUGUGCAUCGACAGCAUCUGGGCCACCAAUGACGCUGACGAGGCCGACGUGCAGAAGCAUGGCCCUGCUGACAUUGACGCUGGUGCUGCGAACUCCCAACAGGACACCGCCGGUCUCAAGAAUCGCAAGGGUCAGAAGAUUCAUUGGUAA
Geosmithia morbida is the source of this 798-nucleotide messenger RNA. Its product is annotated as NADH dehydrogenase. The record is from RefSeq and is a predicted model, not a curated record. The transcript is spliced from 2 exons. Gene Ontology annotation, biological process: mitochondrial respiratory chain complex I assembly; mitochondrial electron transport, NADH to ubiquinone. Gene Ontology annotation, cellular component: mitochondrion. The coding region runs from base 1 to 798 and encodes 265 amino acids. NCBI's taxonomy places the organism in Eukaryota, Fungi, Ascomycota, Sordariomycetes, Hypocreales, Bionectriaceae.